This is a messenger RNA of Cladocopium goreaui, 890 nucleotides long. The record is from the annotation of a GenBank genome assembly. Lineage: Eukaryota; Dinophyceae; Suessiales; Symbiodiniaceae.
UCUUUUUUCGAAAAGCUCGGCGAUGGCGGGCACAAACCCAGUGGCUGGCAAGGUUUGCGUGGUUACUGGAGGCGCCAGUGGCAUAGGAGCGGGCUUAUGUCAGCACUUCGCUGCGCUGGGUGCCAAGGUGGUGGUGGCGGAUCUCAACGAGGAAGCGGCGGCAAAGGUCGCGCAAGAGAUCAAUGGUGUGGCUGUGCGCUGCAAUGUGAUGCAGGAGAUGGAUGUUCGGCGGCUCAUUGCGGUGGCAGAGACCCUUGGACCCGUGGAAGUCUUUGCCGCCAACGCCGGCGUGCCGUCCAACGGCGGCUACGAGGUGCCCAACGAUGAGUGGGACAGGAUCUGGAAAGUGAACGUGAUGCAGCACGUUUACGUUGCUCGGCAUUUGUUUCCCCUUUGGCAGCAACGACCAGGCGAUAAGCACUUCAUCAUCACCGCUUCAGCGGCUGGCUUACUCACUCAGGUGGGAGGCCUUCCCUACAGCGUAUCGAAGCACGCAGCAGUUUCCAUUGCUGAAUGGUACCAGAUCACCUACCGGGAGUUUGGCAUCCAUGUCGCCUGCCUUUGUCCACAGGUAGUGGAAACUGGCAUGGUCUGGGUUGGAAAUGCUGGCGCAGGUGGAGAUGGAGUCUUGAAGCCUCAACAGGUGGCUGAGGAAGUGGUGAAAGCCAUGGGAGAGAAGAAGUUCUUAGUCCUUCCGCACCCGCAGGUGCUGAAGUACAUGAAGCAAAAGGCUUCAGACUACGACCGCUGGCUGAAAGGAAUGACCAGGCUCCACAAGAGCGUUGGCGAGUUGCAGAGCAGGAGCCCUCCGAUCACAGCAGCCAAACUCUGAUUUUGUUUUGAAUUGAUUGGCUCCAGGUACUGGAUCCCAUCCCAAUCAGAUGAUCUCC